CUUGGACAGAGUAGAGAUAACUCUGACGACUUGUGAUAAUAUUUUGAAAAUUUCUGUUUUAAAAAGUACAAUUUACAAAUGGCUGCUAGACAUAUUCCACACACUAUGAGGAAGCUUAUUGGCACUAAGCUGAGUCCAAACUUCAGAGAGGCGACGGCGAUUGUUGAAGCUCCUGUACCUCAGCCAGGACCCAGUGAAGUUCUUGUCCACAACAGAUUUGUCGGGAUAAAUGCAUCUGACAUCAACUUCACUGCUGGGAGAUAUUUACCCUCUUUGGAGGCACCUUAUGAUGUUGGAUUUGAGGGACUGGGCGAAGUUGUGUCUGUAGGAGCAGACAGCAAGCUGAAGAUUGGUCAACCGGUCAUUUAUGCAAAGUUUGGGGCUUUUGCCGACUAUAAGGUUGUAUCCUCGAAAUCGGUUAUACCAGUACCAUCUGCUAAACCAGAGUUCUUGUCACUCAUUGUUAGUGGAUUGACAGCUGCACUCAGUCUUGACAAGAUAGGUGAAAUAAAAAAAGGAGAAAAUGUCCUUGUCACAGCUGCAGCUGGUGGCACAGGACAAUUUGCAGUUCAGAUAGCUAAAGAAGCUGGCUGUCAUGUGAUCGGAACAUGCUCAUCAGAUGAUAAAGUCAAGUUUUUACAGACUAUAGGCUGUGAUCGGCCUGUCAAUUAUAACAAGGAGAGUCUUAAAGAAGUUCUUAAAAUGGAAUAUCCAGAUGGUGUGGAUGUUGUGUAUGAAUCAGUGGGAGGAGAAAUGUUUGAUCUUUGUGUUAACAAUCUUGCAGUAAAAGGUAGACUGAUUGUGAUUGGGUUUAUAUCUGGGUACGAGAGUGCAACUGGAUUCAAGCCUUCACGUACAGCAACAUUACCAACAAAGCUUCUUUCAAAGUCGGCCAGUGUCCGUGGUUUCUUUCUCAAUCAUUUCUGGAAUGACGCAGGUCCGGUCAUGGCCAAACUUGUCCAGCAGGUUUUAGAUGGUAAACUCCGAGUCAGCAUUGACAAGGGUGAAAAUACUAACCACGGACCCUUUACUGGACUGGAUAAGAUCCAGGAUGCUGUGGAUUACAUGUAUUCAAAACAAAACAAGGGCAAGGUCAUUGUGGAACUGAUAUCAGAACAGAGCAAGUUGUGAUAGAGAAAUAUUUAGCAUUACAAGCUUGUAUCAACUUGUAAUCAGGAAGACGUAAUUGUCUGGUGAUUGUAACAAUGAAUAUGUUGCAGUUGAAUCUGCUACCUUGCUGUGAUCAAGACAAUGAAGAAAUGUAUGACCAGGAAAUUGUCAUAAAUAUAUAUAACAAAUCACUUGAUGAACAAUGGGAACUGUAAAUCUGAACACAUGUAACUCGAACAAAUGAGUGAAACAUUGACAGCUAAUCUGUGUUGUAAUGUGCAGAUUGUAAUUAGCAAACAUAAUUAUUGUUUAAUUUCACCUCGGUACAUUUUAAACUACGGCCAUUUGGUGUCCAAUGUAGUUGUUUCAACAUUUGGUCAAUAGAGAGAGAAAACCUGUUGCUACUACAUCAGCUAUUCUUACCAAAAAAAUACAGGAAUGGAUCAUUUAUAUGCACAUUCUAUCUAGACAUCCUAUAAUUUAAACAAAAAGAGUGACGUUUUAUUUUUCAAAGUAAAAACCUGAAUUUGGGACUUUUAUCUGAUAAUGAUCAGGACUUCAGAUUGUAUCAAAUUUAAGACAGUAAACAUUGUGCCCAAAAUACAAAUUCUCCAAAUAACCAUGCACAAAUUAAGUACAAAUAUGAUGACUUUAGAAGAUUUCACCUCAAAACCUGUGAAAUGUUAAACUUUAAUUAAAUUAAAAUACAUGUAGCUUGAAAUGCAUUUCUGAAUAUCAACAAC
This is a messenger RNA of Gigantopelta aegis, 1853 nucleotides long. RefSeq names its product prostaglandin reductase-3-like. The transcript has 13 exons. NCBI's taxonomy places the organism in Eukaryota, Metazoa, Mollusca, Gastropoda, Neomphalida, Peltospiridae. The record is from RefSeq and is a predicted model, not a curated record. Gene Ontology annotation, cellular component: mitochondrion. Bases 79 to 1131 code for a protein of 350 amino acids. Gene Ontology annotation, molecular function: oxidoreductase activity; zinc ion binding.